Molecule: messenger RNA, 177 nt
Organism: Trichoderma harzianum CBS 226.95
Lineage: Eukaryota; Fungi; Ascomycota; Sordariomycetes; Hypocreales; Hypocreaceae
Exons: 1
Source: RefSeq, a predicted model, not a curated record
GGAAAAUGCAUUAACCUAGUUUUUAUAAACUACCCUACGUUAACUAGGGUUAAAUACUUCUUUAAUAUAGGGUUAGACUACUAUAUAGUAAUUAUAAACCUACCCGAGCCCCUUAGGAUAACCCCGGGGGCAGGGAAAAAAUACAUUCUGUUGGAAUGCUGGGAAGACUUCGGCUAA